GGCACAGGUGAGGGAAGGUAUUAGCCCCGGUCCAACAACCCCUUCGCGGCGCUUUUUCCAUUCUCUGCGGAAGGUUCCGUUAUCACAGGCUUUGUGAAGACGAACGAGGGGAAUAAUGCGAGCUCGGAAGACGUAUUAGAGCAGGGCGCCUUGCUUGCCGAUCGACGGGCGCAGGGGAGCUUACGGAACUGACGAACCGGCCGUUUGGACGCGCUUCUGCGAAGCAGCCCUAAACACGAAGAAGCGUCAUGUCGAGUCCCGGCACCAUGGAUUGUAAGAAGAUGACGGUGACAGAUCUGCGGGCAGAGCUGGAGAAGCGCAAUCUCGACUCCGGGGGUUUGAAGGCCGUUCUCAUCACGCGCCUGGAAGCGGCAAUCGCCAAGGAGAAGGGAGGAGUGAAGAAACCUGCGCCCGUGGCCGCUACUGUUACGUCCCCGAAGACUGCUAAGAAGGUUGAAACUCCCGUUACUGUAGAUCUCACGAAGCCGUCAGGAACCGCCGCGGCACCGAAGACAGUCGAGGGAGGUAAAGCAGCUACUGGGCUAACUCGGGUAGCUUCUCCGCCAGUGAAGACCGGCGAAACCGGAGUCAAGCCUGCCGCCGCCGCCACUGCUGGUGCUGGUGCUGCAAAACCCUCCGCAGAGGUGGCGAAGACAGCUACCGCUGGUACUGGCAGGUCGGUCACUCUGGUACGCACGGCGCUGACUGCCACACUGAAAUCUUCCGAGGCGGCGAAAGCUGCCUUAGGAGCCGCGAAAGCCGGUGCGGUUGUGAAGGGCGCACCUGAUGCGACGAAGCCAGGGGGUGCAGCCGAGGUAGGAACGAAGCCGGGCCUUGCCAAGCCCGGUACAUCGCCAGCGACGAAAGUGGCUACCGGUGUUAAGCCCACCGACGCGGGAAAGACGGUAGCGACGGCGGUGCCGAAGGCUGCCGUCUCGUCGAGUCCUGCUGGAGUUGUGAAGGGAGCGGUCGUGAAAACGGGCACUGGCGCAACCACUGGUUCCCAAGCAGUCUCCGAGGACCCUGCAAAGCCCGGGUCUGACGUCAAAUCGGAUGCACAGGGAGAUGUUGUGAUGGAGUCGGCCGAGGCGGCGGACUCGAAGACGAAGAGUGUGAAAGACGCUGUGAGUAGUGCCGCUGCCCAGGCUUCUGCCAUUCCGGAUCUUGAGAAGAAACAGCGGCGGGCAGAGCGGUUUGGAGUAGAGCUGCAGGUGUCCGAGGACGAGAAACGCAAACUGAGAGCCUCUCGGUUUGGAAUCGAGACUGACGAGACGAAGGCUGCAACUGAGAAGCAGAAAAAAGCUCUCCGAGCGGCCCGGUUUGGUAUCACCGCCACCGACACUCCUGCAGCGGCUUCAGGAAAUUCUGAGUCAGUGAAAGCUGUGGCAGUGUCGAAGGCUCCCGAUGAAGCUGAGUCGCUGAAGAGAAAAUUGCGGGCUGAGAGGUUUGGGAUUUCCAUGAAAUCCCAGGGUUCUGUGGACGAAGCAGAGAAGAAGCGUCUGAGAGCAGAGAGGUUUGGUACAGGUGCAGUCAUCAAAGCAGCUUAGUGAGCUCUCUUAGGAAGUCGGUGAAGGUGGGUACGGACUGAGGGGGGAUUGAAUGCGCAGACGAAGGUCGAGUUGUUCAUCUUGUCUACUUCAGUCGAGCAGUGUUCCUUAAAGCAAGCACGCGACACAUCUUCUAAGGAGAACUCGGUCAUUCAUUCGUGCCUGCCUCCUGCCUGCCGCCUGCCUGCCUAUCGCUCUGCCAGAUCUGAAUGGGGCCUGCUGACGGUAAACCUAACGGCAGAAGGAGACUGCAGGGGGCCCUUCGAUAACCCCGAAGAGCAACUGUACGAAGGUGUGGCCGAAAGGGAUACAUUUUGUCGGUAUUGCUUGUACACACACACACACACACACACACACAGAGAGAGAGAGAGAGGAUGGGGGAACAGGAAUGGUGGGGCUGAAUGGAUGGAUGGAUCAGACCGACUGGAAAAGCAGCGUGUGCUGACUGGGAACAAGAAGCGUCCCUCGUUUUCUUUCUUCCUCGUAGACACACUGGCAUUCUUAUCAAAUGCAGUGAUGCCAUGACUUGACACUUGUCGUACGUGGUUACGAGGAGAACGAAAACGAGGGAUGCGAAAGGCUGGUGGAUGGGGGAUUUUCCGGGCAACGCGACAGUGGCAGGGGGUUAGCCCCCGUUUUGAUCAGGGAUCGUGCGAGUGGAUAGGUCUGGGUUUGUUAUCGCAUGUCGAGAUCAGUUUUGGUAAUAGCUGUAGAGAUUGAGUUACUGACUAGGCCGGCUAUCGUUCAGGUCAGGGUCGUAACCAUCCACGUCAGAAUCUGGUCGGCGUGUCUGCAAAACCAAUUGCUACCUUCUCGGCAAAGCAAGAGUACCAUACUAGCUGCCUUGUGGUUUCCUGUGCCUUUGUCUAUCCAUAUCUCAGCUCAGUAAUGAACUGGGACUAUCAACGUUUGUUAGGCAUCCCCAGACUAUCAUAGCCUUUGCGGACUCUAAUUGUUCCCCCGUUCUAGGACACCUGGUACAACAUGCUGGCACGAAGUGUCGGAUAUGUAGUAGAGUUAAUGACGUCGAGGGGCCCGCAAUUCCGAUGCAGGGGUGGAAGUGACGGGUAUGUAGGGGUUAAUGAUGACGCGGUUCUUGUGCACGCGUGGUAGUUGUUGAAGAGCAUGGCUAAGAGCCCGUGGCGUUCGUCUUUGUUCCGACCGACGGUAGCUAUUAGGUGUAGAGUAAGUAGCAUUGAAGACAUUUCCGUUUUUCGUAGUCAGCGAUGCUGUUUCGGCUUUUGCCGCACUUUUCUCCUUUUCUUCAGAAACUACAGCAGCUCGGUUUUCGAAAGGUUGUGUGUUGGUCUGUUGCGCACUCCUUGUACAAUUAUUAACUCUCUUUGUAAAAAGAAUCUCUGCCUGUUGUCAUAGAGAACAGGCCCUCACCUUGCCGUGCCGAUUGAGAGUAAGAUCGCUCUUGAUGCACUGCUUGAUUGUAA
Molecule: messenger RNA, 2989 nt
Organism: Chara braunii
Lineage: Eukaryota; Viridiplantae; Streptophyta; Charophyceae; Charales; Characeae
Source: the annotation of a GenBank genome assembly